AUGGGCGUGUCCGCAGAUAUCCCUCGCCCUUACUCGCACUCGCCCGCACUCGAUACCUUCCCCGUCGUCCCGAUACCUCACGCCAUCGGCAUGAUCCAGGUCGGGCAGAGCCAAGUGGCCGGUCUCGACGACCGCAAGUUCCUCCUCGAGGAGAUCGUCACGGUCCUCGCCAAGCUGCCGCCGGGUGCGCCGAUCGGGACGACCGUCACCAACGCCCUCCUGCGCGUCCUGUGGGACGACAUCCCCAAGCCGCCGGCGACCCUCGUCGGCGACUACCGCUACCGCGAGGCCGACGGCAGCAAGAACAACAUCUUCCUCCACGACCUCGGCAAGGCGCGCAUGCCGUACGCGCGGAGCGUCCCCAACCUGCACGCGUUCCCGGCUCAGCUCCCCGACCACGGCGUCGUGUGGGACUCGCUCCUCAAGCGCGACAAGUUCGUCCCCCACCCGUCGGGCAUCUCGUCGCUCCUGUUCGGCUUCGCGCAGCUCAUCGUGCACUCGAUCUUCCAGACGGACCCGCGCAACGGCGAGGUCAACGAGGCGUCGAGCUACCUCGACCUGAGCCCGAUCUACGGCAACAACGCGGCCGAGCAGGCGACGCGCAUCUUCCUCGUGUCGCCGAGCUGCGUCGCGCUCGCCAUCCUGUUCUCGCGCAACCACAACGACAUCGCGCAGCGCCUGUUUGCCGUCAACGAGCAGGGCCGGUACGCCGAGUGGGACUCGCUCGACGACGAGGCCAAGAAGCGCCAGGACAACGACCUGUUCAACACGGCGCGCAACGUCAACUGCGGGCACUUUGUCAACGUCAUCUUCCAGGACUACAUCCGCGUCAUCUUGAACCUCAACAAGACCGACUCGACCUGGUCGCUCGUGCCGACAGGCGAGAUCAAGUCGCUCCUCGGCGGCCGGCUCGCUCGUCGCGAGGGCAACCACGUCUCGGUCGAGUUCAACAUCCUGUACCGCUGGCACGCCUCGUCGAGUGAGAAGGACACCGAGUGGCUCGAGGGCCUCAUGCGCCAGUACAACGGCGGCAAGCCCUUCUCCGAGAUGACGACCGAGGACUUCCAGGUCGCGGCGCGCAAGGCGCUCGACGACAUGAAGGGCGGGCCCGAGACGUGGACCUUCCUCGGCCUCAAGCGCACCGAGUCGGGCGCUUUCCGCGACGAGGACAUCGUCAAGGUCCUCCUCGAGGCGACCGACAACGUCGCGUCGGCGUUCAAGGCUCGUGCGAUCCCGGAGGUCAUGCGCGCGAUCGACCUGCUCGGCAUGGAGGCGGCGCGCAAGACGUUCCGCGAGUUCCUCGGCCUCAAGAAGUACUCGUCGUUCGAGGAGUGGAACCCGGACAAGGACGUGGCGCGCGCCGCCGAGAAGCUGUACCAGCACGUCGACCACCUCGAGCUGUACCCGGGCCUCAUGGCCGAGGAGCCAAAGCCCUCGAUGAACGGCUCUGGCCUCGCUCCCGGCUACUCGAUCUCGCGCGCCAUCCUGUCGGACGCCGCCGCCCUCGUUCGCGGUGAUCGCUUCUUCACGACCGACUACAACGCGGGCAACCUCACGUCGGCCAUGUGGGAAGACCUCAAGCCCGAGCUCGACAACGGCUCGUUCGGCGGCGUCAUCGGCAAGCUCCUCAUGCGCCACUUCUCGGCCCACUUCACCUACAACUCGAUCUAUGCCCUCUUCCCGUUCUCGACGCCGCACACGACCAAGGCCAACCUCGAGCACCUCGGCAUCGCGUCCGAGUACGACUACCGUCGCCCGUCGACCCCUCCCGCGUGGAAGCGCCUCACGUCGUACGCCGACCUCAAGCAGGUCCUCGAUGACAAGGGCCAGCGGCUGUCGAGCGUGUACGGCCCUGCGCUCGACGAGCUCACGCAGGCCAAGCAGCCGUCGAUCCUGAGCUACCUGCGCCUCGGCGACUCGUCCAAGGGCCGCGACUCGGCGGCCGACAUCCUCGAGCUCGCCCUGUUCCCGCCUCACUGGGCGCAGACGGCGCUCGUCGACCUCGGCGACGUCACCAAGCGCACGCUCGAGGAGCACAAGUUUGCGUACGGCAAGGACAAGUUCCGCAUCGACGUCGUCGGCGACGUUGCCGUGCCCGUCGUCGUCGAGUACCUCGCCGACCUGUUCGGGAUCCCGCUCAAGUCCAAGUCGAACCCGCUCGGCCUGUUCACGGUCGACGGCCUGUACGACGCCCUGACCGACUUGUACGCGUUCGUCUACCUCGACUUUGACCCGACCGUCGCCUUCAAGCUGCGCGACCGCGCGCGCAAGCACAGCGAGCUCCUGCGCGGCAUCAUCCUCAUGCGCCUCGGCCAGACCGAGUUCAUCCCGGACCUCGCCGGCGACCUCCUGCGCGACUUCAAGCGCGUCCUGACGGGCAAGGGCUCGGGCGGCUACGUCCUGUCGGACCGCUCGCGCAAGCUGUACAAGCGCACGACGCAGAGCGACCGUCCGAUCGACGAGCUCGCCGGCGUGCUCCUCACGGCCCUCAUCCGCCUCGUCCAGGUCGUGCCUCAGGUCGCCAACGUCGUCGACUUCUUCCUCGAGCCGUCGCGCCACAAGGACCUGCAGCACGUGUGCCACGCCGCUCAGCAGCAGGUCGGCAUGGCCAACGACUCGCUCAUCAUCAAGUACGUCCUCGAGGCGAUGCGCCUGCAGCCCUCGGUCACGGGCAUCGCGCGCCGCGUCAAGGGCGACGCCGACAAGAAGCCGAACGAGCUCCUCUGGGUCGACCUCGUCUCGUGCGGCCGAGACGACAAGGUGUUUUCCGAGCCCGACAAGGUCGACGUCACGCGCGACGCCAAGCUGUACCAGCCCCUCGACAAGGCCACGUCGGUCGUCAACCAAGAAGGCGAGUCGUACAACGUCCCGCUCGUGUCGGGCAUCGUCCGCGAGCUCCUGACGGUCAACUCGCCGUCGCGCCCGUCGGGCUCCGAGGGCCAGCUCGGCGUCGUCGAGGGCCCGCUCGGCCUGCGCGUGUACGCGCGCGACGAGACGAGGCAGCGCCCGAGGGCCUUUCCCGGCCGCAUGAUCGUCGCGUUCGAGGGCGUCAAGGGCAAGCGCUGA
Messenger RNA from Rhodotorula graminis WP1, 3066 nucleotides. RefSeq lists its product as uncharacterized. Gene Ontology annotation, biological process: response to oxidative stress. The transcript has 18 exons. NCBI's taxonomy places the organism in Eukaryota, Fungi, Basidiomycota, Microbotryomycetes, Sporidiobolales, Sporidiobolaceae. Gene Ontology annotation, molecular function: monooxygenase activity; oxidoreductase activity, acting on paired donors, with incorporation or reduction of molecular oxygen; heme binding. The coding region runs from base 1 to 3066 and encodes 1021 amino acids. The record is from RefSeq and is a predicted model, not a curated record.